This is a messenger RNA of Struthio camelus australis, 4137 nucleotides long. The record is from RefSeq and is a predicted model, not a curated record. NCBI's taxonomy places the organism in Eukaryota, Metazoa, Chordata, Aves, Struthioniformes, Struthionidae.
AUGGUAAAUGAGGGAAUAACUGAUAGACCCAUGUCCUGUAAAAGCUUACGGCACGCAUCAGCUACAGAAAAUGGGGCCAAGAUUUUAUCUGUAGAUGAAUACCGAAAGAAAGAGUAUAAAGCUGCUGUCAAAAUCCAGAGCUGGUUUCGAGGACACAGAGUCCGAGCCUAUAUCAGAUAUUUGAACAACGUGGUAAUUAUUAUACAGAAGUGGUGGAGAGGUUAUCAAGGCAGAAAAUACUUCAGAAAAAUGGUGGCGACAGCAUAUUUUAUUAUGAAGAUGAAUUUCUACAAUGAAAUGGCUGUCAGGAUUCAGAAAAGAUGGCGGGGCUAUUAUGUUCGAAAGUAUAACUAUAAUUAUUAUGCACUGAAAAAAUACCUGGAAGCCAUUUCUGUGAAUAAUGAGAUUGUCAGAAAUGAACUGAAAGAGUAUGCAGAAAUGAAAGAGAAAGAAAAGAAAAAGGAAGACCUAGAAAAGAAAGAAAAGGAAAAGGAUCACCAAGCCCGAAAGAUGCAUUACCUCCUUAGCACUGAGCAGAUUGCAGGUGUAUACAAUUCACCAUUCAGAAAAUCCCCAGAUCCAAUGGAAUUACUGUUACGGAAGUCAAAGCCAUUGAGUCACAAACAGCAGCCAAUAAAGAAUCACCUCAUAGGCGAGCUCUGUGACUGGUCAAAUCGUUCAAGGUCUCUGACUUGCCCCACAGCACAGCCUCUGCCUCCUAUUGGCAGACAGAAACCUCAGGGGCCGUUCCGUGAUACUGCUGAAGUAUUGCGGCAGCGCUACAAGCCUUUGGAACCAACCUUGCGAGUGGCAGCAUCAAUCAAUUCACUAGAGAAGGCCAGAGAGGAAAUCAAAAGAGAGGAAUGGAGAAACCGUAUACAUGACAAUGAAUUUUUACCAUUUUCUUCAUAUCAUAAAAAUGAGAAGUAUGACCCAUCAGUUCAUAGAUCAAGUAAAUAUGGCCAAGAAACUUACGGAAUUAAACAUUUCCGAGAAGUACAGCCUAAGAAGUGGAUAGCAGACAAGGACUUUCAAACAGUGUUACCAUCGAUUGUUCUCUUUGAAAGGUUUGGAAAAACUUAUUCCAGAGCUGGGGAAAUAGUUUAAUCAUUCUGUAAACUACACAACAGAAGAUUCCUAAUAAUUAAGCAAUAAAUAUAUUUCAGCAAAUGCAAAGCAGUUUGUUGACUGAAUGUUCCGCAACGGAGUAUUUUUGUAAAGUGAUGUAUACUGUAUCUAAAGUAUUGUUACUUGAUUUUGCUUGAUCUUUAAGCAAUACAGCUUUGAACAUUAAUCAAAGACUUUUUUGCAGAUUUGGCAGUGUAAUAUCUUAGGAAAACUAGAUGACUCUUCAAAAUACUUUUUGAAUAUAGUAUCUUUUAUUUGAAUAUAAAUCCUUUAUGAUACAAAAUCCAGUGUAAUGAUGUAAAAGACUUUGGAUCACAUUCUGUGUAUUACAGGUUUAUAAGUGAGUAAUCUAAGUUUAAAAGUUACGUCUGUUUUUUUUUUUCUGAUAUCUAUAAAUGGAUUUGGUUCAUCAUUAUUGUCAAUUAUUUUUAGUGCUAGCAUUCAUCUGUUUUGGAUGUCUACUGAUCCAUCUCUUAUUUCAGUGGAAUUUGAUAGACUGUUUACAUGGAAGAUUGUAUUUUAAAACCUUUUUAAAUCCUUUGAGCUCCUCUGUGGGAGGAUCUUAUCAAUGGAUAACUUCAUUGCUGAAAAUUUACAAUUCUAACAACUUCAUGUUUUUCUAUAUCUACUUUUUUUUUGCUUCAUUUAUAACUACGUAUUUAGUCCUCGUCCUGUGUUAAGCUGAUUGAUAUGUGGGAAUAUGAUCCUGUAAGGCCUGGGAAAGAUGAAAACAUGUUUGAUCAUGCAAACCUGAUACCUGACUGCUGUGUUCACUAGCAUACAGUCCUACAAAAUGUUGAGUAUCUUCAGGUACCAUUAACUUAAAAGGACUCAAAGAACUCAUCAUUUUGGGAAAACCAGCAUUUUCAGGACCAGAUCAUAAGAUGUUUCUUCACAUGAUGUGAGCGGGUGGUAUUUUUACAGGAUGUUUCUGCUGAAUUCUGUGGGAUACCAUGAGAAUUUCAUCAUAUCAUUUGAAGAUGUUUGAAUCAAAUAUAUGAUAUUUGAAUCAGUUGCUCAAUGGUGGGCUUUGUAUUACAAAAUCUUUAUAACGUGACUCUUGUGCUCUUUAGAUGAACAAGAAAACUCAAUGUAAUUUCUGUUUGUAUAAAUACCUGUGAAUGCUUUCUGCACUAGGCAUUACAAAUUUUGCUUUCCCAGGUUUUCAGCUGUCAGCCUAUGUGAAACAGUACUGAAAAAAGUAUUCCUGGUAUCAUUCACAAGGGCUGAGUUCCAUUACAGUACGUUAUAACUGCAGGCACUAGACGGAGGAGACUAGAAGCAAAACACCUGCUAAAAGACCAAAAAUGCCAUGUCAUUGGAAAACACCUGGAACUGGGAAAGUAGUGUUGAGUGUUACCAUCUUUCUGUAAUUGUUGAUUUUCCCAUUUUAAAGCUUUGAAAAGUUUAUUCUUUUGCAGUGCAACAAGAAACUAAUUCUGGAAAGUGAGAAGCAGUGGCUUCAUCAGUGUUUGAUUCAGUGGAUUCAUCAGUGGCUGAAUCUUCCUAUUAAGAUUUAAUCUGACCAAAUGUAUCAGAGUGCUUUAGUUGUUAGUGGAAGGGACUAAGCAUGAGAGACUUGUGCAAAACUGUUGAUGAAUAAAGGUGCUACAGUAAUUUUUAUAUGUGAGAGCUGUCUAUCUGAUUGCUUUAGCUUUAAGGUGGUUCAUCACUUCACAAUAACUCACCCUGUAUUGCCUCUUUAACUCCAUAUCACAGUUUCCCAUCAGUCCGAUUAGAAAUGGCAGUGUCUUUAUCAGAUUAAUCUUCCUUUCUCUUUCUCCCUUUCAAUAUCUCUGACCCCAGGACAAAACAAAACCUACCAUGCAAACCAACAUUGUACUAGCUGUGGUGUUCCACAGCUAAGAGUCUGCAGAACAGAUGAAAAUUUAAACCAACACUUGCAAUUUAUUUUCACUGUCUAACACAUAUCCACUUUUUCCUCCUCUUUUGAAAAAUUAUUACUUAUUUUUAGCUUAUAAGCAGCUACCUACUUCUCAGAAACAUUCUUACAUACAAAAGGUCUAUUAAUUCUAUUAGAUAACUAAACAUCCACAAAGUUAAAGAAGUAGCAAUGAUAUUACCUGCUGUUUGGUUUUGUUUGUUUGUUUGUUUUUUGCCAUAUAUAUUUCAUAGGGAAGACAAUCCUUUUCUUUAAUGGGAGUUCUUGCAGAAUUUAUUAAUUUGUGGCAUAUAACAUCCAAAAUGUUUUGCGUGGCCACUGUAUAACCUGUGAAUCCUUUUGUUUUGCGUAGUAUAUUUAGCUCAUGAUAGAGGAAAUGACCCCUUCCAUUCAGUCACGGCUUUAUUGGUCAGAUGAUCAGAUGACUUUGGUAGUUAAUCUUCCUCUUGUGCAGAAAGUCCAUAGCUCACUUAGGAAAUGGAAUUCAGUAUGAAAAAAACCCUGAGGAAAUCAUUGUAGAAUCUCUGUCAGAAUCCAGAAUUGCCUAUACAUUUAUAUAAACCAUUUGAUAUUUAUUCUAGUGGGACGUCUACUAAUUCUUCCAUCUUGUAGAGAUGUUCUUAUUAUUAUUUUUGCCAUCUUGUAUUGCAGGUAAACACAUUCACCAAGGUAAGAGAGAAUGAACUUGAAGAUAUUUUCAAAUAUAAAAGCAUAUCAGUCAAUGAAGCUUUAGCUGGAUCUUGACUUUUUUUAAUUCAAAUUUCCAACUAGAUGCUACGCAUUCCAGAAACACUUGACGGCAUGGAAAGGGUGGAAAUAAAUAAAAGAUAAAUUUCAGCCCUAAGAUGGUCCUCACUUCUGAGACUCUGGGAUAUACUACCACUUACGUUUGGUAAUCCUCUGUGGCAAGGCAGUGAAUGUGUCAGGUUGUCUAAGAAAAUUUUGUGAUGACCUCUUGUUUAAAUAAAAAUGUUUGCAGGUAGCAAAUGGAUCUAAAGCCUUUUAAAGCUAGAAUUUUUAUAUUUUAUGAAGUAUUCACUGCAAUAUACAGUGAAUAAUACAGUAAGAAUUUUGAUGAUGUCAUUAUGUAACCAAUCUAUCGCUAU